UGUAAUGAUAGAUUAUGUAAGCGAGAUAAGGUACACCGCGAGACCGCAUGGGUAAGUUAUGUUACACCGCUUUUAUUUUACCACCAAUGGAAUCAAUCUGCCAGGCCAAAUUGAUCCUGGCUAAUGAAGGCGGUGUAGCAGCACAACUUAUCCAUAUCCAUACCUUCGUACUGGUCGUUUCCGCCAUCAACUUUCCAUUUCUCUUCUUGAUCCUUUUCCCCUUGUCCCCUCUUCCUUCUGCCAAACACCACAACAUUGACCUGACAUCUUCUCCAUCUUGCUCUUCUUCACCCUCUUCACCCUCUUUACUACAUCCAAUAUACACACAUGAUCUUUACCGUCAUCACCCACACAUCUCUUCACAACAAACCCAGCACAUUCUCGUAGGUAUCCACAGUCUACAUGGCCAAGCAAAUUGAUUGGUGGCGAAUGCUAUGGACGGGUCCUCGGCUUCAAUUAUUACUACUGAAGAAGGAUUCUUAGUUUCUUAUUCCCGAUUCUAUACCCAUUACCCAUACCCAAGUGAAUAUGUUAGGGAAUAGCUCUGGCUACCUAGCUUCGCGGGGAGAUAAAGCUCAGGUAAGAAAAUGCAUUUCGUGACUAAAACUUUUGCGCCCUUCACAAUCAUAUUGAUGCGCCGGUCCGGUGAGUAGGAAGGUCAUUGCCUUCUUCAAAUGCAGAGAUUCCUUCGCAUUUUCUUUUGAGCCUAUCUUCAUGGACUUGCAUCUUUAAUCGGUACUUUUUUCCUUUCUUCGUGUAUAUCUCAUCUACACUCUUCUCGAUUAAUUUCUUUCCUUCUGUAUCUAUCUUCAAGGAUACACCUUUCUAUGUGAGAUGAGUGCCAUCAACAAUGAGCGGUCAGGACGAGAUGACAACAACGAAAUGAACAUUGCGAAUGUGGUGGAGAAUGUGGACAAAGAUAGAAGGGGCCCAUCAGAUAAGAAUCUUCUGGCGGAAGAUCGAGGGCAUUACACCGAUGACCCAGAAAGGACUGAGGACUCGAACCCAGUGGAUGUACCUCCUGAUGGCGGAUAUGGCUGGGUUUGUGUGGCAUGUGUAUUUCUGAUCAACGGGCAUACUUGGGGAGUCAAUAGUUCUUACGGCGUUUUCCUUGCUCACUACCUUGCGAGUGAUACUUUUCCUGGCGCAACUUCCCUUGAAUAUGCGUUCGUUGGCGGCUUAUCGAUUUCUUUAGCCCUCCUCACCGCACCGGUAGCCACGAGCUGUACGCGCAAAUUCGGAACACAAGUCACUCUAGCCAUCGGUAUUGUACUCGAAACCGCUGGGCUUCUUGGGGCUUCUUUUGCAUAUGAGAUAUGGCAUCUAUUCCUAUCACAAGGUGUCGCUUUUGGGUUCGGUAUGGGUUUCCUCUUCGUAGGUAGUGUUGGAGUGGUCCCACAAUGGUUCUCGAAACGUCGAUCUUUAGCCAAUGGUAUUUCAGCAGCUGGAAGUGGACUGGGAGGUUUGAUAUAUUCCUUGGCAACAAAUGCAAUGAUUCAAUCCAUUGGGCUCGGCUGGGCUUUCCGAGUAUUGGCUAUUUUGGCUUUUGCAGUAAACACCGUUUGUACAAUUCUGGUCAGGGAUCGAAACCAUGCGAUUGGAUCUGUCCAGAAAGCUUUUGACAUACAACUGUUCAAGAAGCCUGAAUUCUUCCUUUUACUUGGAUGGGGAUUCUUCAGUAUGCUCGCAUACAUUGUUCUUCUCUUCUCCUUGCCUAAUUACGCGAGGAGUAUCGGUCUCUCAGCCAAGCAAGGUUCGGUUAUUGGUGCUAUUCUAAAUCUUGGUCAAGGUCUCGGCCGGCCAUUUGUAGGGGCAUUUUCGGAUGCAACUGGGCGAAUCAAUAUGGCGGGCACUUGUACCUUCCUAGCAGGACUUUUCUGUCUCGUUAUUUGGAUUUUCGCUAAAUCAUACGGAGUUCUCAUUUUUUUUGCUCUUAUUGUCGGAACUGUCUCGGGCACAUUUUGGGCCACUGUUGCCCCGGUGGGUGCAGAAGUAGUAGGUCUCAAAGUCCUUCCUUCGGCUCUAUCUAUCAUUUGGUUAGUGCUUGUGAUACCUUGCACUUUUUCUGAGCCAAUUGGACUAAAGUUGAGAGCCUCAUCUGGGGAUAUAUACCUACACGCACAGGUCUAUGCAGGAUGUAUGUACAUAGGAGCUGCACUGUGUAUGUGGGGCCUGAGGGCUUGGAAAAUCAAGGAGUUGGAGAGCUUAAGAGAGGGAGAAAGGGAGAAAGAAGUAAGGGAUGAGGACGAGGCAAGGAGGGAAAGAGAAAGGGAACAGGGCGAAGAGAAAGAUUCUGAAGAGGGUGCCAAUGUUCCGAUGAGAAGGCAGAUGACAAGAACAGAGAGUGUGAAGCGAGCCACAAAGGGGCUCUGGGUUUUACAGAGAGUUUAGAAAUACCUAUGCUAUUGAUACCCCGGUAUAUUCAAAAUAGAUGUCAGAGAGGAGGCAUACAUAUAUACACACACAUAAUUAUAUCGAUUUCAACAUCAAUUUAAAUUCAUUGGAUACUACCAAUGACGUAUGCAACAAACACAAAUAGAUAUCAUCAUUAAGGUGAUGCCUAGUUUUGCUUUCCAGAUCAUGUUCAUGUUUGCGGCGAUGAAGAUC
Botrytis deweyae is the source of this 2607-nucleotide messenger RNA. RefSeq lists its product as uncharacterized. Lineage: Eukaryota; Fungi; Ascomycota; Leotiomycetes; Helotiales; Sclerotiniaceae. The transcript has 2 exons. The coding region runs from base 835 to 2391 and encodes 518 amino acids. Gene Ontology annotation, molecular function: transmembrane transporter activity. Gene Ontology annotation, biological process: transmembrane transport. The record is from RefSeq and is a predicted model, not a curated record.